This is a messenger RNA of Hippocampus zosterae (dwarf seahorse), 2755 nucleotides long. RefSeq names its product pleckstrin homology domain containing, family N member 1 (gene plekhn1). Gene Ontology annotation, cellular component: cytoskeleton; mitochondrial membrane. The transcript has 16 exons. The record is from RefSeq and is a predicted model, not a curated record. Gene Ontology annotation, biological process: response to hypoxia; 3'-UTR-mediated mRNA destabilization; positive regulation of apoptotic process. NCBI's taxonomy places the organism in Eukaryota, Metazoa, Chordata, Actinopteri, Syngnathiformes, Syngnathidae. The coding region runs from base 137 to 2218 and encodes 693 amino acids. Gene Ontology annotation, molecular function: cardiolipin binding; phosphatidylinositol phosphate binding; phosphatidylserine binding.
AGCUCACACGCUGCUCCCUCAGUUUGACGAGAGCACGGCGUGCACUGCGCUGCCCCUCCGGACUACUUGCAAUCCACCAAACACUUUUUUUUCUCAGACUGAGGACACUCGCACGAACACAACGAAGAGCGGCAACAUGGGGAGCAGCAUUUCAUGUGUGCCCCAGCACAACUUCACCUUCUCCAGCAAAAGUUUCAUUCGCAGAAACAGCAGUCGCCUGUUUCGCAAGAAGAAUCCCCAAGAGGGCCAGGAGAAGUCCAACAGCAUCAUCAAUAUCCUCUGCACGGUCACCCCGAGGAAGGAAAUGUCCACUAAAGACCUGCAGACCAUCGAGAACAUCAAAUGGGAUCCUCCAUUCCCGUACGACCCGGCAAGCGGCUGGAAGAAGAGCAGCAUCAACGUGAAGAAUUACGGCCGGCUGAUUCACAGCGCCAAAGUUCGCUUCCGCUUCCUGCACUGCCAGGAUAUACACGAUUGCUACCUGGAUCUCUUCCAGACACACCUUCAUUUUGUGUCUAACAACACCCCUGGACUGACAUACCAGGGAACUCUUCCGCUGAAAGAGCUCACCAUCUGCAACCCGCAACAGAACUGCAAACACAGCCAACCGAUGGAGUACGCCUUUCAAAUAAAUGGUGUCAGCCUUAACCCCAUCAUCGUCUAUUGUGCCAACCAACAAGAAAUGGACCGAUGGUUUGGUCUUCUGAAGGAAAACAUUGAAGCCAACGGCGGCAACGCGGUCGCACCGGAAAACUACACCAGAAUCAAACAAAACCAGGAGAAGACUGCUGCAGGCAGAGAAGAGCUGAGGAACUCAAUCAACAAAGAGCCCAUCUACGAGUGGGAGGGCUCGCAGCGGGACAGCCUGGGCCCCAUAACCUAUGUCACCAAAGUUCGUUUGCAGCACCUGCCUUGUCAGCAACAAAGUGAAAGGCUACUGGUGAUGUACACGUCAACGAUGAUCAUCUUAUCAGAAGAGGAGAAUGGCCUCUUCUACAAGGGGAAGCUUCCGCUCAACAUGAUCACAGUGACCACACCUUGCCAAGAUGUCAAGCCCAACACCUUUAUGAUUGAAGGGAAGCUCAUCAACCCCAUCGUGGUGUCCUGUCUGGAUAGGAGAGAGUUCUGCGACUGGAUCCAACAGUUUAAAGCUGCUGACGUGCCCGUUCUCAGCCCACCGCCCCCGGUCUAUGACAUCAUCUACACGCCAACACACAGGGAGGCGCCGCAGUUUGACAGGUGGAGUGGAAACAGUCAAGGCUACCCCGAGUCCCUCAAGUUCAGUCAGAGUGGACAUGGAUCCCACAGCCGUCAGUUCCCCACUCAUGAAGAAAACCCACUCUCUCCAGGAUACUCGGAACCUCUCUGUUAUAGCCGUCCCUCCUCGACCGAGACCGCCCGCCUGGGAAGCAGGACCAGCAGCUUCUCUUCCCACACCAAGCCUGAGCGUGACCCACGACCCUUGCCAAUGCGCAGCUCCUACCUCCAGUCAGGAGAGAGCUCUGCUGCAAUGCCACAGCUGUACAGCACGCCGUACCCUGGCCCGCGUCCCUUCGAGAAAGGCCUGCUUGUCAAGUCAAACAGCUGGAACACAUCUCAGACAACUUUCAGCUACUCCCUGAAUGUCCCACAGCGACACUCGGAUAUGUGCGCUCCUCGCCAGCCCUUGUCCCCCCUCUACGAUGUGCCCUGCAGCCCUGAAAUCUUCGCCUUGGAUGAAGCGGGUCCAGAGGAGAGCUGGCAGGAGCCCAUUAAUCUGUACCACGCCCAGCAAAGCUCUUGGGUUCCACCCUCUUCCUUCAAGCUCCGCACCCCACCAAUGGGCAGACACAACCGGAGAAGUCUGGUCGUGACCAAGUCGCAGGGAGAUGCUCCGGGCCUGGAGAAAGAGAGCCCUCGGGGUCAAGUGGAGCAAAGAGCCGAGGCCGUGUCGAGGCUCAAGCUGUUGAAUGCACCCUCAAAAGGACAAGAGCAGGGACACCUGCGGUCCAACUGUGGGAACAACUCCUCUCGGACGUAUGAUUACUCACCAGAUCUUCAUUCAUACCUCAAACCCACAGAACCAGAUGACCAGGAAAUGGACUAUGACAACAUUUGGGAGUCUGAUCGCCACACUGGAAUGGUUCAGCCAACGUCUGUAAUUCCGACACACUGGACGGGAUUAAAUGGCCGGGCCAGGGGCCUUGGUGCCAUGGCAACGGAGCAGAGAUGGUCAUAAAGCAAAACAAUAGGCCGGCACUCGUCUGUGCGUGUGCAAACAACGGACCUCUACCAGAGGGAUUAUGAAAGUGAACUAGUGCAGGCUGUGUUGUUAUCCAGUCAGUGUACAGUAGCAUUAAAAGUGUAGGAUGUAGUGGUGGUGGUGGGUGUGUGAAGGGGGAAACAUUAUUAAAAAGAACUAAAGAAUAAUACAUUCUAAAUACAAUUUCACAUAUUUGACACUAAUUUUGUAUGAUUGUACUUGUACUCAGGAGUAAGUCAAUCUCUUUAUUUUGCUGUUAUUUUAUUUUAUUUUAUUCUAUUUUUUGCUUCAUUAAAACUAAACAAAAAACAAGAAAUAAAAACAUUCCGCAGGGCAUUCUUAAUGAACCUACUGUAUAUAUUUUGUAAAUAGUAUACUAUAUAUGUAAAUACAGAUUUAUUUUGGCUGUAAGGAUGUCAUAUUUCUUCAUCGUUCUGAUACACAUGUAGUGUCUGUCCAUUUGUUUGAGGUGUUUAUUUAUAUGUUCAAAAAAUAAAUUGGUGAAAAAAUAAA